AUGUCUCGGCAGUCAAUCUGUAGAAGCUUUGGAGGCGGGAGCAAAAGGGGAUACAGCUCUUGCUCUGCCAUCGGUGGUGGCUUUGGAGGAAGCGGGGGCAGAAGCAGGAUCAGCUAUAGUUCGUUCUCCACAUCCAGGGGAACUGGAGGCGGCGGACAUUGUGGAGGUUUUAGCAGCAGGAGCCUUCAUAACAUGGGUGGAAGUGGAAGGAUUUCCCUGGGUGGCUCUUAUGGCGGUGGAUAUGGAUGUAGAAUUGGUGGCUUUGGUGGAAGCUAUGGAGGAGGAAUUUGCAGCUUUGGAGGAGGUGUCAUUGGUGGAGGAAUAGGCAGCUUUGGUGGCUCUGUGAGAGGUGGCCCUGGGUUCCCUGGGGGCAUUCACCCGGUGCAGGUUGACCCAAGCCUCCUUCGGCCAGUCCAUGUCGAGAUUGACCCCCAGAUCCAGCAAGUGAAGUGCCAGGAGAAGGAACAGAUCAAGACUCUUAACAAUCAGUUUGCCUCUUUCAUUGACAAGGUUCGCUUCCUGGAGCAACAGAACAAGGUUCUCUCCACCAAGUGGGAGCUCCUGCAACAGCAAGGGCCUACUGGGCCAAGGAAGAACCUCGAUGUCCUCUUCGAAAAUUACAUCCAGAACCUGAGGAGGAAGCUAGAGUCUCUCGUGGGACAGAGGGGACAGCUGGAGUCGGAACUGCAGAGCAUGCGGCAAUACGUUGAGGAUUACAAGACCAAGUAUGAAGAAGAAAUUAACAGGCGCACCGCUGCUGAGAAUGAGUUUGUGGUGCUCAAGAAGGAUGUGGACUGCGCCUACAUGACUAAAGUAGAGUUGGAAGCAAAGGUGGGAGCUCUGACCGAUGAAAUCAACUUCCUGAGGUGCAUCUACGAGGAGGAGCUCUCUCAGAUGCAGACAAUCAGCCGGGACUUGUCCGUGGUGGUGUCUAUGGAUAACAGCCGGCACCUGGAUCUGGACAGCAUCAUUGAGGAAGUCAGACGCCAGUACGAACAGAUUGCUCAGAACAGCAGGGCUGAGGCUGAGGCUUGGUACCAGAGCCGGUACGAGGAGCUGCAGAGCACUGCUGGAAGGCAUGGGGACAGCCUCCGCAACACCAAGAUAGAGAUCCAAGAGCUGACCAGGAACGUCCAGAGGCUGCGGACCGAAAUUGAGAAUGUGAAGAAGCAGAACCAGCAGCUGCAGGCAGCUAUUGCUGAGGCAGAGGAGCGUGGUGAGAUGGCUCUCAAGGAUGCUAGGAGGAAACUGGAAGAGCUGGAAUCUGCCCUGCAGAAAGACAAGGAGGAGCUGGCUCGCUUGUUGAAGGAAUACCAGGAGCUGCUCAACAUCAAGAUUGCAUUGGAUGUUGAGAUUGCCAUGUACAGGAAACUGCUGGAGGGAGAGGAGAACAGGCUGUGUGGAGAUAACCUUUCCAACGUAAAUGUCUCUGUAGUAGGCAGAACCACCAUUGCUGGAGGCCGAGCUGGAGGCUUUGGAGCCGGCAGCGGCAUGGGAGGAGGAGUGUGUGCAGUUGGAGGAGGCAGCUGUGGAGUGGGAGGAGGAAUACUCAGUGGUGGCUUCUCUUCUGGAGGUGGCGGCUUUGCUUCCAGCAGUGGAUCCUCCUCCGUACGGAGAUGUGUCACAACCACUACAGUCAAAUCUUCAGGUGUAAAAUACUGAGCCCUGAUCUCAGGCCCUCAAAGGAAAGAGGCAUCUCCCAUCUUUGGCCAGCGACGCAGCCCCUCAA
Struthio camelus australis is the source of this 1729-nucleotide messenger RNA. RefSeq names its product keratin, type II cytoskeletal 6A-like. Gene Ontology annotation, biological process: keratinization; intermediate filament organization. The record is from RefSeq and is a predicted model, not a curated record. Gene Ontology annotation, cellular component: keratin filament. Gene Ontology annotation, molecular function: structural constituent of skin epidermis. Lineage: Eukaryota; Metazoa; Chordata; Aves; Struthioniformes; Struthionidae.